AGAUCAGCAAUAGAAACAAAGUUGUAGUCACCAUAACCUCACCAGUAGCCAGAUGCUACAGCAGGCGGUGAUCUCAGCCAGUCCCCACGCGGGAACCCAGGAACUGCUCCUAACCUUUCAUCAUGUAUCAGCACACCAAAGCAUCCUUUCUGUAUCUUUGUUUGCCACUUGGUUUGUUCUCAUGAACAAGAUGGAUGACCUCAACUUGCACUACCGGUUUCUGAAUUGGCGAAGGAGGAUUCGGGAGAUUCGAGAGGUCCGGGCCUUCCGGUAUCAGGAGAGGUUCAAGCAUAUCCUUGUGGAUGGUGACACUUUGAGUUACCAUGGAAAUUCUGGUGAAGUUGGCUGCUAUGUGGCAUCUCGACCCCUGACCAAGGACAGCAAUUAUUUUGAGGUAUCCAUUGUGGACAGCGGUGUUCGGGGCACCAUUGCUGUGGGGCUGGUCCCUCAGUACUACAGCUUGGAUCACCAGCCUGGCUGGUUGCCUGACUCCGUAGCCUACCAUGCUGAUGAUGGCAAGCUAUACAAUGGCCGAGCCAAGGGGCGCCAGUUUGGCUCAAAGUGCAAUUCUGGGGACCGGAUUGGCUGUGGCAUUGAGCCUGUGUCCUUUGAUGUGCAGACUGCCCAGAUCUUCUUCACCAAAAAUGGGAAACGGGUGGGCUCCACCAUCAUGCCCAUGUCCCCAGAUGGGCUUUUCCCAGCAGUUGGUAUGCAUUCCCUGGGUGAGGAGGUGAGGUUGCACCUCAAUGCUGAGCUGGGCCGUGAGGAUGACAGUGUCAUGAUGGUGGAUAGUUAUGAAGAUGAAUGGGGCCGGCUGCAUGACGUCAGAGUCUGUGGGACCCUGCUGGAAUAUUUGGGGAAGGGAAAGAGUAUCGUGGAUGUGGGGCUGGCUCAGGCCCGGCACCCACUCAGCACCCGUAGCCAUUACUUCGAGGUGGAGAUUGUGGACCCUGGAGAGAAAUGCUACAUCGCCUUGGGGCUGGCCAGGAAGGAUUAUCCCAAGAACAGGCACCCAGGCUGGAGCAGAGGGUCUGUGGCGUACCAUGCAGAUGAUGGGAAGAUCUUCCAUGGCAGUGGUGUGGGGGACCCCUUUGGGCCACGCUGUUACAAAGGGGACAUUAUGGGCUGUGGAAUCAUGUUCCCCCGGGACUACAUUCUGGACAGUGAGGGGGACAGUGAUGACAGUUGUGACACGGUGAUCUUGUCCCCGACUGCCCGGGCUGUCCGGAAUGUCCGAAAUGUCAUGUACCUGCACCAGGAAGGUGAAGAGGAAGAGGAGGAGGAGGAAGAAGAAGAGGAGGAAGAGAUAGAGCAGGAGCAUGAGGGCAAGAAGGUGGUGGUUUUCUUCACACGGAAUGGCAAGAUCAUAGGGAAGAAGGAUGCUGUUGUGCCUUCUGGAGGCUUCUUUCCAACCAUUGGAAUGCUCAGUUGUGGGGAGAAGGUGAAAGUUGACCUGCAUCCCUUAAGUGGCUAGAGGAGGCUUCACUGCACAUCUGCCCCUUCUCCUUCUGCAGCCUCCCUCCAGUCUUCCCCCAGGAUUUGCUCACCAGCAGGCCCUGAGAGGACAUUACCCUGCCCAUACCAGCUCAGGGCCCAGUUAGGCUGGACCUUCUGUCCCUGGGCCUGAGCCUUUGGUGAUAGGAAUGGGCAGAGAACAGUGUUGAUGUCCCCUUGCUUUGGUUAGUGGGCACCCAGAUCUCCUUUUACUCACUGUACCCUGUGGAAACUGGGAGGUGUAAGCCUACCUGCUGUUUGGGCUGAGGGUGAAGUAGAGGCAGCCUGCCAGUCCCUAUUUACCCAUAGUUCCCCUGAAACCUUCAUUCCCUUCCCUCAUGUGAGCCAGUUGCUGCUGUCUCCCCCUGGCUGGGCUAGGGGGUCUGUCUUGGCCAUCUCUCCUUUCACCGGCUGCUGUCCUAAGUUCCAUCUAGGGUCUCCAUUGAGAGACAGCCCCGCCCCAACACUCAGGCACCACAGAAAGCCUGAGCCUGGCUCCCUACCUGCCCCACACAGACUACCCUUUCUACAUGUGUGAGUGCGGGGCUGUGUGGUGGCAUGGGACUGUAGCCCUUGCUUCCGUCUCCUUGUCUGCACUCUUCCUCAAGGCACCGCUAGCCCUGGCUCCCCGAGAUGGGGCUAAGGCACUAGGCAUGUAUUAUGUUGCGGCUGUUGCUUAGGGCCGCAGCUUGUUCCCUCACCUCCCUUUCCAUGUCCACUUCCUGACUCUGUGCCCAGCUUGCUGCUUGUGCCAGUUGACUGUUUUUGCUUCAGUGUUUGAUUCUAGAGUCUACAUAGACCCCCCCUGCCCCACCCCGCAACCAACUCCCCCAUCUUCUCCCCCCAUUUCAGGGGCUCUUGGUCUCAGUUUGCACAGUGGGUAGAAUUGGGGGGCGGGGUGCUGUUGUGCUGCUGGGGCUCCUUUGCCCCUCCUUCCGGGCCCUGCACUAUGAUGUGUGAAAUGUAUGUACAGACCAGAAAUGUUUAUACACCCAAUAAAGACGGAGUUUCCAUAUUUA
Myodes glareolus (Bank vole) is the source of this 2513-nucleotide messenger RNA. Lineage: Eukaryota; Metazoa; Chordata; Mammalia; Rodentia; Cricetidae. The record is from RefSeq and is a predicted model, not a curated record.